Didymodactylos carnosus is the source of this 674-nucleotide messenger RNA. Lineage: Eukaryota; Metazoa; Rotifera; Eurotatoria; Philodinida; Philodinidae. The record is from the annotation of a GenBank genome assembly.
CAUCGUUGACACUAAAAGAUUCACUUAACAUUCUUUACUUCUUGUGCUACUCUAUCUAUUGUUAUAUGUAGAGAGGAAAAGUUUUUUGUAUAUUACAAUCCUCGUUAAAUAAAUUAAUUAAACUAUAAACUAUUUCCAGAAUUAAAACAUCGGCUGUUGUUCUUGAAAGACGAGAAAAAUUGUUUCAAGUUUACAAUGAUAAUUCAAUUUCCAGUAUUGAUUCAUCACCUGCUAUUCCAAUAAAUUCUAGUUUACCUGAUUCUCCUCUCAAAUCAAUGAAUAAUCUUUCAACAAACGAUUGUAUGAUUGAUCAGAUGUUAGGAAAAGCAACAAUUACACAAGAAACAAAUUUAAUUUUUCCUGAUGAAUAUAAAAUUCCAGUAUUACCAAAAAGCUUUAGUCCAAGAUAUAGAAACAUCAGUAUUGGUACAGCUAUUGUUCGUAAAUUACAAUUUCCAUUAACCAAAGAUAAUAUAGCAUCAUCAGCACUUUAUCCAACAAUGGUUGUCUCUGAUGAUGUCAUUUAUAUUUAUGUUGAUUAUCUUCCAAUUGUUUCGACAACAUCACUUGAUGAUGUUUUAGCUCUUUUACUUGGCAUGUAUGCUGAACUUAAUUUCAGCAAAAGUAGUCGUGUAAUACGUUUACUCUAUACAGUUGUUUUUUGUGAUAAAUGA